AUGGGAGAUGACAUAAUAGAUAUUGAAGCAAUAUAUCCAAAUGUAAUUGAUGCAUUAAUGUUAUUAAAUAAUACUAUUGAAAUUUUAAAAGACAUUAAUAACGAAGAUGUAGGCAUGAAUAAUCUUGUAGAAAGUUCAAUACAAUUUACUUCUUUCAUUCGUACAGCAUCUAAUAAACGGGCAUUUAGUAAAUUAAAAAUUGUGAAGAAUUAUUUAAGAUCUACUACUUUUGCUGGUCGCCAAGAAAAUUCGAUGUUGCUAACUCGAACAAAGAUAUUUUGGAUAGUGUUAACUUACGACUUAAAAACAAUUUUGCAGUCACACGCUCGUGAGAGUAAUAUGAAUAAAUCUCUAGCAGUUUUAACUAGUGGAGGAGACUCACAAGGAAUGAAUGCUGCUAUACGAUCGGUAGUUAGAGUAUCGACGCAGCUGGGUUUGAAUGUGUACAUAGUUAAAGAAGGUUAUUAUGGACUUAUAACAGGUGAAGAUUACAUAGUUAAAGCAAAUUGGUUUGACGUUUCUUCUAUUUUGAGUUUGGGUGGCACUUUUAUUGGAACCAAACGGUGUAUGGAGUUUAUGACUAAAGAAGGAAGAUUGGAAGCGGCCCGUAACUUAAUAUUGCUCGAUAUCUCGAAUUUGAUAGUAAUCGGUGGUGACGGUUCACUGUUUGGUGCCAACAUUUUCCGUAAAGAAUGGUCGAGUUACGUUAAUGAGCUUUUGAAAUGUGGUAACCGGCUUAUAAGCCAAGAAGCUUCAGAGAAGUGUGCUCGCUUAAACUUGGUCGGCAUAGUAGGCUCGAUUGACAACGAUUUCAGUGGCACUGAUAUGACCAUCGGUGCGGACACCGCGCUACACCGAAUAAUUGAAGCGAUUGAUUCCAUCGCAAGCACCGCGUUUUCCCAUCAACGAACGUUCAUAAUGGAAGUCAUGGGCCGCACUUGUGGUUAUCUAGCCAUCAAAAGCGCGUUGAUGUGCGAAGCAGACUACAUGUUCAUCAAAGAAUGGCCACAGAAAUUGGAUUGGCCGGAAAAACUAUGCAAAAACGUGUCAUUGGCAAGAGAAAUGGGUAAAAGGCUGAAUAUUAUAAUUGUUUCAGAAGGAGCUGUGGACGAAAACGGCAAUACGAUUACAUCGGAAAUGGUUAAAAAUAUUUUAGUCGACAGAUUGAAUCAAGAUGCUAGAAUUACUGUUCUAGGACACGUACAAAGAGGCGGAAGCCCUUCGGCGUUCGAUAGAACUUUGGCUACACGUAUGGGUGCUCAUGCCGUUUUGUCAAUAUUAAAAGCCUCGGAUGAAACCAAAGUUAUGUGUUUGAAAUCGAAUGCAAUCGUCGAAUCAUCGUUGGUAGAUUGCGUUCAAGCCACAAUAAAAGUUGCAGAAGCCAUUAAAAAUAAUGAUUUUGAAAAAGCAUUGGAAUAUCGAGGCCCAGGUUUCAAAAAUAAUCUAGAAACCUUCAAAGUAAUGAUUAGUCAAAAAAUCGGUUGUAAUGAAAACGGGAAAAGGACCUUGAUAUUUAAUGUCGGAGGAUCUAGUAACGGAAUAAACGCGCUGACGUAUUCUAUAGUCCGAGCAACAAUAUCGUCAAAUAAUAGAAUUUUCGGUGCAAAAUACGGCGUUGAUGGAGUAAUACAGAACAAAAUUGUCGAACUCAAAUGGACAGACGUCAUAGGUUGGCUAAAUCGAGGCGGCGUUGAGCUAGGAAUAACUAGAACAGUUCCGGAUUCGAAAAUGUUGGCAGAUAUGGCAAAGCAAAUGGGACAUUAUAAGUUCAAUUCGUGCAUAAUUGCCGGAGGAUUGGAUGCUUUAAGGACUGGUCUGCGGAUGUACGAGACUAGGGAGCAAUUUGAAGAGUUUCGAGUGCCUAUAAUAGUAGUUCCAGUCACUUAUAGCAACAAUAUACCGGGAACCGAUUUUUCAUUGGGAACCGAUACGGCAUUAAACCAAGUCGUGAAGUUAUGUGACAUUAUAAGGCAGUCUACAGAAGGCCAUAAGCCACGAGUGUUCGUGGUUGAAGUGCCGGGCGGCAAGUGUGGUUAUUUAACGACUAUGGCGGCGUUAGCGUGUGGUGCAGACAGAUCAUAUAUUCCCGAAGAAAACUUCAACAUCGAAGAUUUAAUGGAAUGUGUAUACAGAAUGGCACGGAAAUUUGCUAUGAAUAAAAUUAAUCGAGGACUUGUGCUAAGAUCUGAAAGUGCCAAUUCAAAUUACACGACAAGUUUCAUAGGAAAGUUGAUGGCCGAAGAAGGAAAAGGUCUGUUUGCCACGAGAGAAUCUAUUUUGGGGAGUAUUGCCAGCGGUGGCGAUCCAAGCCCGUUUGACAGAUCUUUUGCUUUAAAAGAAGGUCAGAAGACGGUAGAAUGGAUAAACAAAAUGCAAGCUCAAUCUUCCCAAUCACAAAUGCUUCAGGAAUCAGCUGUAUUGUUGGGUUUCCAAAAUAACGGUUAUACGUUUACAUCCCUAAUAGAUUUGAAAUCUUCAAUAGACAGUGAACGAUCCGACAGUAAAGUAUGGUGGAUGAAAUACAGAGCGUUGUUAAAAAUGUUGGAGGAUUGCAAAUACUGGAAAACAAUUUAA
Molecule: messenger RNA, 2574 nt
Organism: Sipha flava (yellow sugarcane aphid)
Lineage: Eukaryota; Metazoa; Arthropoda; Insecta; Hemiptera; Aphididae
Product: ATP-dependent 6-phosphofructokinase-like
Exons: 17
Coding region: 1-2574 (857 amino acids)
Biological process (GO): canonical glycolysis; fructose 1,6-bisphosphate metabolic process; fructose 6-phosphate metabolic process
Cellular component (GO): cytoplasm; 6-phosphofructokinase complex
Molecular function (GO): AMP binding; fructose-6-phosphate binding; 6-phosphofructokinase activity
Source: RefSeq, a predicted model, not a curated record